Messenger RNA from Cannabis sativa, 2115 nucleotides. RefSeq names its product protein NRT1/ PTR FAMILY 5.10. The transcript is spliced from 2 exons. Lineage: Eukaryota; Viridiplantae; Streptophyta; Magnoliopsida; Rosales; Cannabaceae. The record is from RefSeq and is a predicted model, not a curated record. The coding region runs from base 247 to 1890 and encodes 547 amino acids. Gene Ontology annotation, cellular component: membrane. Gene Ontology annotation, biological process: dipeptide transport; transmembrane transport. Gene Ontology annotation, molecular function: tripeptide transmembrane transporter activity; dipeptide transmembrane transporter activity.
AACCAUAUUGUAAAGUGGGAGGCCUACUAUUAGGUCUUUAGGUGUCCAAUUCAAUAGUAAUGGCAGUUGCGAAAAAUUGAUUGAUCCAUCAACUGCUUGUGGAAUUAGAUUCGGAAGAAGCUUUGAAGUCCUCUCUUUAAUUUUUUUCUUCUUUUUCUCCCAUCCAAUCCAACCCACACUGAAAAGAUUGAUAUAUGUGGUUGGGUUGGGUCACAAGUGUGAGUUGGAGUGUUCCUACGAAAGACUAUGGAUGUCUCAACAAGCUCCUCCACCGCCGACGAAGAAACCCCUCUGCUAAACGACACUGUAGACGGCGUCGUCGACUACAAAGGCACUCCCGUUCUCAGAUUUACUUUAGGCGGUUGGAAAUCGGCCGGAUUUAUCAUAGGCGUGGAGGUAGCUGAGAGAUUCGCUUACUAUGGGAUUGAAUCCAACCUCAUAAGCUAUUUGACCGGACCUCUGGGACAGUCAACGGCUUUGGCGGCCGCCAAUGUCAAUGCAUGGGCCGGAGUGUCCUCGUUGCUUCCCUUGUUUGGAGCUUUUGUGGCCGAUUCUUUUCUUGGCCGCUACCGCACCAUUAUCGUUGCUAACUUGCUUUAUAUUAUGGGUUUAGGUUUGCUGUCUCUCUCUGCCAUACUGCCUAUUGCUGGUGCUUCUCAUAUCCAAUUAAUCCUUUUCUUUUUCUCACUGUAUUUAGUAGCAAUUGCGCAGAGUGGACACAAGCCCUGUGUUCAGGCCUUUGGAGCUGAUCAGUUUGAUGGAGAAGAUCCACAAGAGUGCAAAGCCAGAAGCUCAUUCUUCAACUGGUGGUAUUUUGGUAUAUGUUGGGGUUCAUUAACCACAGUAUUGAUUGUAAGCUAUAUACAAGAAAACAUCAGUUGGGCUUUGGGGUUUGGAAUCCCCUGCAUUGCAAUGGUUCUUGGGCUGUUUGUAUUUUUGCUUGGAACUAAAACAUACAGGUAUACUGUAAAGAGGGAUGAGGAAAAUCCAUUUUUCCGUAUUGGUAGAGUGUUCAUAUCAGCAUUCUCAAACCGUCGAACAGAGGAUUCUCAGCAAAACUUGCCUCACCAAAGCUAUGAACAAUUCAAGUUUCUUAACAAAGCAUUGCUAACACCAGAUGGAAAAGCAUCAAGUGUGGUUGAUGUUGAAGAAGCAAAGGCCGUGCUUCGACUUGUUCCGAUAUGGGGAACAUGCUUAGUGUAUGGCAUCGUAUUUGCACAGGUGCCUACCUUCUUCACCAAGCAAGGAGCAACAAUGCAGAGAACCAUAGUGCCAGGAUUUGACAUACCACCUGCUUCACUACAAUCCAUCGGUUCUCUUGCCAUUUUUUUCUUCAUCCCCAUUUAUGACCGUGUUAUUGUUCCAAUUGCCAGAGCUUUUACAGGUAGACCAUCUGGUAUAACAAUGCUACAGAGAAUAGGAACUGGUAUGUUUCUAUCUCUUCUCUCCAUGGUUAUUGCAGCUCUAGUUGAGAUCAAAAGGCUCAAAACUGCUCAAGACUACGGUCUAGUUGAUUCUCCUGGUGCAACAGUUCCCAUGAGUGUUUGGUGGUUAAUACCUCAGUACCUCUUACAAGGAGUAUCUGAUGUUUUCACCAUGGUUGGUCUUCAAGAAUUAUUCUAUGAUCAGGUGCCAUCAGAUUUAAGGAGUGUGGGACUUGCUCUUUACCUAAGUAUCUUUGGUGUGGGUAGUUUUCUCAGCAGCUUUCUUAUCUCUAUUAUUGAGGAAACAACUGGUGGGAAUGGCCGAGAUAGCUGGUUUUCUAAUAAUCUUAACUGUGCACAUCUUGACUACUACUAUGGGCUGCUUGCUGGACUAAGUGCAGUAGCAUUUGCUCUCUACUUGUAUUUUGCAAGAUUUUACAUUUAUACUACAACUCAUUUUGUAUAAACUCUUCUCUGCCUUACUCUUAUAGUGUCCUUACAAAAAGUGGCAAUCCUGAGGUGGAAAUUUUUUGCAUAGGCGCUUACUCAUAGAAACUCAAAUCGCCCAUGUAAAAUAAAAGAUCCAAUUAUCAUUGGAUUUGAUUGCUUGAGGGAUAAAACAUUGGAUCCCAUAACAUGAACACACAAUAAUUUAUCUUACUGAUAUAAAAGUAUCAUAUUAGUGUGAUAA